CUUUGUUCAUUUCUGGUAUUCUGGUUCUGUGAAAAACAAAAUUAAACAAAACCACAGAAACCCUAAAAAUAAAUAAAUGAGAUUUUCAUUUUGAUUCGAUAAACCCUGAUAAAACCCUUGAUCAGUGGAUGCCAGUUUCACAGGAGAACAACAUGGCUACACCGUUUAUUGCAGGACUUACUGUAGCUGCUGCUGCUCUUGCUGGUAGAUAUGGUGUUCAAGCUUGGCACGCGUUCAAAACACGACCAGCAACAGCUAGAAUGCGGAAAUUCUACGAUGGUGGUUUUCAACCGACAAUGACGAAGAGAGAAGCAGCUCUUAUUCUUGGCCUCAGGGAGAGUGCACCUCCAGAUAAAGUUAAGGAAGCACAUAGAAAAGUGAUGGUGGCUAAUCAUCCAGAUGCUGGAGGAAGCCAUUAUCUUGCUUCCAAAAUUAACGAAGCUAAAGAUAUGAUGCUUGGAAAGACAAAGAACAGUGGAUCGGCAUUUUGAUACGACCAAAGUUUCUGCAAGUUUACCUUUAUCAAAUUUUAAUUUUAAAAAGAGAGUUUUAUUUUAGUUUGUGUUUUGUUGUUACCCAUUAAAAGUUUAUGGUGUUGAUUAUCAUGGAAAUAGUAACUCAAGUGUACCCCUUAUUGAAUCUUUGUAAAACCCAGAGAUUCUGAUGGAGAGUCCAUGCGUUCGAGUUAGGAUGGAAAGUGUUUCACACCCUCUUUGAAGAAUUAAAGUGAAGCUCCUACCACUAGAUCGUGGCGAAAGGUGCAUUUGGGUUGGUGGAUAAAGCUUCAGCGGGUGUUGACAGGGGUGAAAGAAGCUCAUUUGUUUCAAGUAUGAUGAACACAAAUGAUAGUUUCUUGCUUUAUUACUUCCACUCCUAGAAAUUGUAUUCGUGUUGCUCUUGCUUUAUUACUUCCACUUCUAGAAAUUGUAUUCGUGUUGCUCUUGGUUCCAGUUUGCUUGUAAUUUUCUUAUCUGCAGAAACUGUAGACUGAUUUGUGCAGCCAGUAAAGCUUGGCUCUGCUUAUUAAUGGUAAUUGUCAGUAAAAAUGAGCUUGAGAAAUA
Molecule: messenger RNA, 1061 nt
Organism: Papaver somniferum (opium poppy)
Lineage: Eukaryota; Viridiplantae; Streptophyta; Magnoliopsida; Ranunculales; Papaveraceae
Product: mitochondrial import inner membrane translocase subunit TIM14-1-like
Exons: 3
Coding region: 129-491 (120 amino acids)
Biological process (GO): protein import into mitochondrial matrix
Cellular component (GO): PAM complex, Tim23 associated import motor
Molecular function (GO): ATPase activator activity
Source: RefSeq, a predicted model, not a curated record